Alligator sinensis (Chinese alligator) is the source of this 717-nucleotide messenger RNA. Its product is annotated as olfactory receptor 488-like. Gene Ontology annotation, cellular component: membrane. The record is from RefSeq and is a predicted model, not a curated record. NCBI's taxonomy places the organism in Eukaryota, Metazoa, Chordata, Crocodylia, Alligatoridae. The transcript has 2 exons. Bases 1 to 717 code for a protein of 238 amino acids. Gene Ontology annotation, molecular function: olfactory receptor activity. Gene Ontology annotation, biological process: G protein-coupled receptor signaling pathway.
AUGUCUUAUGACCGGUAUUUGGCAAUAUGCAAACCACUGCAUUAUGCAUCUCUUAUGAAUGGAAGAUUCUGUUUACAGCUAGCAGUCAUGUCCUGGAUAAGUAGUUUGCUAGGUAUUAGUAUAACAGUACUUUUAAUGCUAAAUUUAACCUUUUGUGGCCCUAAUGAAAUUGACCAUUUCUUUUGUGAUUUUAUCCCAAUCAUAACAUUUUUCUGCAGUGACACAUUCUUGGUGGAAGUUCUAGUUGCCGUUCUAGUUGCUAUGUGCACUUUUCCAACAUUUUUAUUAACAAUGACAUCUUACAUUUGUAUCAUCACAACCAUCCUGAAAAUCAGCUCUACCUCCAAGAGGCAAAAGGCUUUUUCUACCUGCUCGUCCCACCUCACUGUAGUGGCAAUAUUUUAUGGGACCAUAUUUAUUGUGUAUGUGCUACCAAAACAAGACAGCCUGAGAAACUUGGAUAAAGUAUUCUCUUUCUACUACACUGUCCUCACUCCUCUAGUUAACCCCCUCAUAUACAGCUUGAGAAACAGAGUACCUGAUCCCCAUACCAAGGUCAUAAUCUUGGAAGGCAUCCAAGAGAAUAGAAGAGAAUACCAUGCUGAAGAGGAUAGGUGUGAGCACAAAGCCCUACUUGAAGCCAUUUGUGACUGGAAAGUGGUUAGAGCAUUUGCCAUUCAAAAGGACGUGUGCCAUCAUGCCAUCCUAGAACUGUAG